UCGGUGGACUCAAAACACUAACAAUUUGUUACUGGUGAAAUCAAAAGUGAAUGUGAGACUGAGUCACUCGCAAGGCAAGGCACCGUAUGUUUAGUCUCUGGAACAACUGGAAUCAAAGCCUUAUAUCGUCUCUCCCAUUUGCAUAUGUACAACAGUAUGGAUAAGCUGAAGAAAGCGUUGAGUGGCAACGAUGAAGAAGAGGACAAGGGAAUUGUCACACAGAUCAGUGACGCUACUAGCCUGAGCUGGUCUACCAGGAUCAAAGGUUUCCUCAUCUGCUUCAUCCUUGGUGCUGGUCUCUCCAUUUUGGGAAGUUGCCUGUUGUUCCUGAAGAAUGGGUUGAUCAUUUUUGGUGUGCUGUACACAAUUGGAAAUAUUUUGUCGUUAAUGAGUACCUGCUUCCUCAUGGGACCCUGCAACCAGCUCAAGAAAAUGUUUGCCAAAACGAGAAUUAUUGCCACCAUUCUAGUCUUUGUCAUGUUCAUCCUCACGUUAGUUUGUGCUAUAGCGAUCAAGAAUGCUCCCCUGACUAUUGUGUGCGUUAUCAUUCAGUUUUUGGCAAUGACCUGGUACUCUAUCUCCUACAUACCUUUUGCCAGAGAUGCAGUGAUCAAAUGCUUCAGUGCCUGCGUAGAUUAAGACAGGAGCCGCAGCAUAUUGUACAGACUGUUAUAAAUUACAUUGGUCAAAGAGAUUCAAGGUGUAUGUUGUGCUUCAAGUCACUGGCUGUCUGAAUGGGUUGUUGAUUGGUUAUGACUGGAUGACAAAUCUGUGCGUGUGUCAGUGUCGGUGUGUGUGUGUGUGUUGUAGGUGGUUAUAGCACAUGUAUGUGUGUCCAUUAGAAUUUAUAUCGUAUGUGUCGCGACAAGGUGGAAUCAGGCACUUGUCAAUCUUUAGGCAGGUGGGGUUAUUGAAAUCAUCUUUAAGCUUGUUUAUUUGUCUAUCUUUUGAUGAAAAAAA
Messenger RNA from Aplysia californica (California sea hare), 960 nucleotides. RefSeq names its product vesicle transport protein SFT2B. The transcript is spliced from 7 exons. The record is from RefSeq and is a predicted model, not a curated record. Gene Ontology annotation, biological process: vesicle-mediated transport. Bases 145 to 639 code for a protein of 164 amino acids. NCBI's taxonomy places the organism in Eukaryota, Metazoa, Mollusca, Gastropoda, Aplysiida, Aplysiidae. Gene Ontology annotation, cellular component: membrane.